AUGACAGGCCCUUCCGACGUGAUCCUAAAACUCAGCAAAAGCGUUAUUCGUCGCUAUCGCAAUUCUGACGCGGAAGCUAUAGUGGAGGCCGCAGAUUCGCCCCAGGUCUCGGCAUACAUGAUGGCAACUUUUCCAAGCCCCUACACGCUGCAAGAUGCGGUCAACUGGAUCGAGAUCGCGGGUCAAGAAGGAAGUCUUUUUUUCGCCAUAUGCACUCCCGACAGCGAUAUCGUCAUUGGUGGCUGUGGCUUUCAGCAUCUCACAGGUGAACAAUCGCGGACCAAGGUCCUUGGAUAUUGGUUGUCGCCCAAGUAUUGGGGCCAAGGCAUCAUGACGGAAGUCAUAGCGACUCUGAGUCACUGGGCAUUUGAACAAGUUCCCACGCUUCUGAGAAUAGAAGCAACGGUUUUUAAGGAAAAUAGAAGGAGCAUCAAGGUUCUGGAGAGAGCAGGAUAUCAUCAUGAGGGAAUCAGACGCAUGGCGGCGUUCAAAAACGGGCGAGCUUACAACACUGUAAGCCUAGGAUUGAUCCGCCAUGAGGGGAUCGGACUCGUGAAAGAGAAGACGGAUGAGACUGCUUAG
Molecule: messenger RNA, 582 nt
Organism: Trichoderma citrinoviride
Lineage: Eukaryota; Fungi; Ascomycota; Sordariomycetes; Hypocreales; Hypocreaceae
Product: acyl-CoA N-acyltransferase
Exons: 1
Coding region: 1-582 (193 amino acids)
Molecular function (GO): acyltransferase activity, transferring groups other than amino-acyl groups
Source: RefSeq, a predicted model, not a curated record